AUGGAUGAGCACAGGGCCAAACGGUUGAAGACAUCUGCAGAGCCGACAGCAAAGGCCAGUUCUACAGAGGCAGAGGAGUCAAACGAGGACACGGAUUUCAAGCUGGCCAUGCUGGCAUCACUCUAUCCUGAUAAGAGCCCCGAAGUCCACCUCGACUACUUGUUAGCAUACAAUGGGAGUUAUGAGAAGGCGGCUGCGGCGCUUUCGGGCGCACUCGAGCGGCCGGUGAAGCGCAAGACAAUUGGCUAUCAAUCGUCCUUGACCUUCUUCGCAAACAGUGGCAACACGUCGUCACAUUCUUGCUCGAAGCAGCAGCUGCCCCAAAAGGGCAAGACGUUACAUCUCUACGACCCGAUGGACAUUGAAACCAAUACACCAUGCUCGAUCAUCCACAAUUUCCUCCCAGCCGCCCAAGCUGAUGCCUUGCUGCGAGAGCUCUUGGACGAAGCGCCGAGCUUUGAACGGGGCACCUUCCAGCUCUUUGGGCGGACCGUCCAGAAUCAUUCGACGUUCAAAUUCUACUUGGACACUCCAGAGGCAGUGAAGGACCAGCAGACGAACUUCUUCUACGAUGGUAGCGUGUAUGAGUCUGGGGCGCUGAAGCAGACUACGCCUGAAAUGCUCAAGGUCUCUCAGAUUGUGAAGAAAACCGUAAACGAAGAGGUCGAGCGGCGGAUGCGAGACUACCAGACAGAUGGCAAGAAGCUAAAAUUUCAGUCACCGGAAACCUGGGAGCCGAACGCGAGUUUCGUAAACUGCUAUGAUGGCAGCAAGGAGAGUGUAGGGUAUCACGCGGACCAGCUUACCUAUCUGGGUCCUCGAGCGGUAAUCGGUAGCCUGUCGUUAGGCGUAGCCAGAGAGUUCCGCGUAAGAAGGAUUGUGCCUCCAUCUACAGAUGACUCGAGGAUUCAGGCGGACGAACAGGGACAGAUUGCCAUUCACUUGCCGCAUAACAGUCUGCUCGUAAUGCAUGCCGAGAUGCAGGAGGAGUGGAAACACUCCAUAGCCCCAGCGAAGUCGAUUGAUCCCCAUCCACUGGCUGGCAAUAAGCGAUUAAAUGUUACCUACCGAUGCUACAAAGACUAUCUGCACCCAAAGUACACACCCAAGUGUAAGUGUGAUGUGCCCAUGGUUCUGAGAUGUGUGCAGAAGAGAGCCGUGACCAGAGGAAGAUAUAUGUGGCAAUGCUUUGCGAAUUACCAGGCCCACUCCAAGAAGGACUGUGGAAUGUUUGUUUGGGCGGAACUGGAUGAGGAUGGAAAGCCGCCUUGGUACGAGGGCUACAAGGGCAACGCUAAUGUACCAUUGCAGCAUGUCAGCACGACUUGA
Messenger RNA from Sphaerulina musiva SO2202, 1329 nucleotides. Its product is annotated as GRF zinc finger domain-containing protein. Gene Ontology annotation, biological process: DNA alkylation repair; DNA repair. The transcript has 2 exons. Gene Ontology annotation, cellular component: nucleus. The record is from RefSeq and is a predicted model, not a curated record. Lineage: Eukaryota; Fungi; Ascomycota; Dothideomycetes; Mycosphaerellales; Mycosphaerellaceae. Bases 1 to 1329 code for a protein of 442 amino acids. Gene Ontology annotation, molecular function: dioxygenase activity; zinc ion binding.